This is a messenger RNA of Trypanosoma cruzi, 2781 nucleotides long. RefSeq names its product trans-sialidase, putative. The transcript has a single exon. NCBI's taxonomy places the organism in Eukaryota, Euglenozoa, Kinetoplastea, Trypanosomatida, Trypanosomatidae. Gene Ontology annotation, molecular function: exo-alpha-sialidase activity. The record is from RefSeq and is a predicted model, not a curated record. The coding region runs from base 1 to 2781 and encodes 926 amino acids.
AUGCUCUCACGUGUUGCUGCUGUCAUGGCAUCCCGCACACACAACCGUCGCCGCGUGACCGGAUCCAGCGGAAGGAGGAGGGAAGGAAGAGAGAGUGAGCCGCCGAGGCCCAACAUGUCCCGGCGUGUGUUUACUUCCGCGGUGCUGCUCCUUUUUAUGAUGAUGUGCUGCGGCAGUGGUGUGGCUGCGCAAGCUCAGGUGGUGCAGUUGUCUGCUCCAAAGUUUAAAUGGAGAGCCGUCACUGAUGGUGGUGGAACUGUGGAAUCGUUGGGUGUUCCCGGUCUUUUGAAAGUGGGGAGUGAUGUGUUUGCCGUUGCCGAGGCGCAGUGCAAGGAGUCUCCAGACACCGUCUUUACUGGCAUUGCAUCCCAAAUACUCUCGAUGAAAAAGGAUAACAAACCGGAGGAAGUGCUGAAGGAUGCCAAGGAGAAAACACAAGUUCUGGAGGAAGUCACUUCCUCAGAGGAGAAGAAGAAAGUAGAUGUGAGCCGACCAACAACAGUUGUGGAGGGAAGUAAUAUUUACAUGCUUGCUGGAAAAUACAGCCGGACAGAUACCGCUGAUCAGGAUAGAGUUGCCGAUGACGGGGGAUUAUUGCUGGUGCAAGGGGAAGUCUGUGGCGAAAGUGGCGGUGGCAAAAGAAUCAAGUGGAGCGAUGCCAACGCUGUUCCGCGGGCAUCUGUUGGCAAACUAGAUUCCUGGACAGGACUGAUUGGAAGCGGCGGAUCGGGCGUUAAGAUGCAUGACGGUACACUUGUGUUGCCAGUGGAAGGCACGAAGAAGAGUGAAGCAAAAAACGAUGAAAAGACCUUUUCGCUGCUCAUAUACACCCUGAAGGAUACUAAUAGUUGGAAGCUGUCGAAGGGGAUGUCUGACGGUGGCUGCAGUGAUCCCUCCGUCGUGGAGUGGAAGGACAAAAAACUCAUCAUGAUGACUGCAUGUGGUGAUGGCCGCCGCAGGGUGUACGAGUCCGGUGACAAGGGGGAUUCGUGGACGGAGGCCCUCGGGACACUCUCGCGCGUGUGGGUCAACAAACAGGGCGCAGAAGUGAAGGCCGUUAGAAGCGGGUUCAUCACAGCGACGAUUGGCGGUGUUGAAGAUAACAGAAAUGCGAUGCUCGUUACUCUGCCGGUGUAUGCCAAAGAGACUGAUAGUAAAAAAGAAAAAGGUGAACUCCAUCUUUGGCUGACGGACAAUACGCACAUUGUUGAUAUUGGGCCGGUAUCCGGUGAUGAUGAUGACGCUGCCGCCAGCUCCCUGUUGUACAAAAGUGGUAAAGAUAAUAAUGAGAAGGAAGAGUUGAUUGCACUGUACGAGAAGAAGAAGGGCGGGGAAAAAACAUCACACAAUCUUUGGUCUGUGCCUCUGACUGAGCAGCUGAAGCGGGUGAAGGAGGUGCUGACGACCUGGAAGAAAGUGGACGAAACUGUCUCUAAGCUGUGCCCCUCCAGUGCUGUGGAUGAUGCCUCACCUGAAAGUGCCUGCAGCACUACUGUUAAGGUCACGGAUGGGCUGGUUGGAUUUUUGUCCGGCAACUUCUCUGAUAACACAUGGAAGGACGAGUACCUCGGGGUGAACGCCACAGUGAAGGGGAACAAUGAUGGGGGUAAGAAGGCAACAUUGCAUGAAGGCAGAGUGACGUUCAAAGGAGCGUGGGCGGAGUGGCCUGUUGGCAGUCAGGGGGAGAAUCAGCUGUACCACUUUGCGAACUACAACUUCACUCUUGUGGCGACGGUGUCCAUCGACAAGGUGCCGGAGGGAAUCACCCACAUUCCUUUGAUGGGUGUUAAGGGGAUUGACGAUGAGAAGACUGUACUUUUUGGACUGUCGUACAACGACAAAGAAAAGAAGUGGAUAUUGUUGUGCAGGGGCGGAAGGAACACUGAGCACAGCAGCCAUUGGGAGCCAGAGACACAGUACCAAGUGGCCAUUGUGCUACGGAACGGCACCCAGGGCUCCGUGUACGUCGAUGGUCAGCGUGUGGGUGGGGAUGUGCCGUGCGCAUUGGAGAAUAAGGAUUCAGAAGCGGUCUCACACUUCUACAUUGGAGGGGAUGGAGGUGCAAAAGGCGUCUCAGAGGUCCAAGACGCGUCUGUGACUGUGACGAACGUCCUGCUGUACAACCGCCCGUUGAGUACUGCGGAGAUUGGCGCCCUAAACCCGAAUAAAGCUUCUAGUCCACCUGUGGUGCCUGAAAAUGCCCAGGGAACCCUGUCGCAGUCCUCUUCUGGCGGGCAAGCGCCGUCGGGGCCUGAAUCGUUGAAUGAAAAUCAGGGUGCGGGCGGUGGCAGGGCGUCCCCAUCAGCACCGUCCACUGUAACGACUUCCUUAGGAAAAGAGCAAUCCGUAAUUCAGCUGCCUUCAGGAAUAUACUCCGGCGGAAGUAAACAUGUGGAUGUCGCUUCUUCAUCCGAUGGUGAUCCAAGGGUGGGAUCGGAGGCUGGAGGUGCGAUGCAGGGAGACACACCACCUCAAACUCCUGUGGAUACUCCCGACAAAGCAGUUGCAAAUGCCCCUAUCGCUACGGACGUGGCUCAAGUUGACCCCGCAGAUACAACUGAGGUGGGCGCGAGCUCUGGUGCGAAUGGGGAGACGGCGGAAGGGACGAAUGGGCAGGGAGAGCUCCAUGCACGGGACGGCGAAGUAAAGGCUGCGGCACUCAGCAGCAGUCUCGGAAAUGUGUCGCAGGGGAAUAACAGCGAUGCCGGCACAGUGCGUGGGAGCGGACUGCUGCCAUCGCUGCUUCUUCUGUUGGGACUGUGGGUGUUCACGGCUCUCUGA